Aaosphaeria arxii CBS 175.79 is the source of this 2417-nucleotide messenger RNA. RefSeq lists its product as uncharacterized. The transcript has 4 exons. Gene Ontology annotation, biological process: carbohydrate metabolic process. Bases 16 to 2088 code for a protein of 690 amino acids. Lineage: Eukaryota; Fungi; Ascomycota; Dothideomycetes; Pleosporales. The record is from RefSeq and is a predicted model, not a curated record.
UUUUCAGUCAUCGCAAUGGCACCUUCCUUAUGGUUGUCAAUGCAGUCUUGCGCAGUUACUGCCCUCUUUUUGUUCUCGCAAGGAAUAUCUGCGUACGUUGGAAGUGCCACCGUCUCGAGCACAAUCCUCAUCAUAGCUCGUGACCAGACGUCUGCCCAAAAUGGAGCUGCUUCCGGCCUACAAGGCUACGGAAUCCCUUAUGAGGUCCUUGCAGUUCCUCAGGAAGGCAUUGCGAACCUGCCAAUCCUCAAUUCUUCCGCAACCCACGGAAACUAUGGUGGGAUAGUAGUUGUCAGUGAAGUGGGGUACAAUUACGGUGAUCAAUUCUACAGUGCUCUCACAAGGAGACAAUGGAACCAGCUUUGGGAUUAUCAAUCACAAUUCGGUGCACGAAUGGUGCGAUUAGAUGUCUUCCCGACCGCCGACUUUGGUGUUGCAAGCAAUGGCGCUGGCAACGUAAGAGAUGAGCCGGUAAUCUUCACUGAUACCAGCGCAUUCUCGACAGCAGGGUUGAAGAUGAACGCCAACAUCAGUAUCGCGAACAUCUUCCAUAACCCAGCGAAGAUUACGAACGCUACGAUUGCUAAAGAGAUUGCCAAAUUCGGCACUGCAGGAACCGCUGCGGUUAUUAACAACCUCGGGUCCCGACAGCAGAUGGUAUGGUUUAUGCCAUUUGCACUUGAUUGGUCGGGCGCUAGCAACUACAUUCAGCAUUCAUGGAUCAAUUGGGUGACAAGAGGCCUUUACGUUGGCUUCAAGAGAAUAUACUUUAGCACGCAAGUCGACGACAUGUUCCUGGAAACUCCUCUGUACAGGCCUCAGGGUCAAUCAUACCGUUGCAAACCAGAUGACUUGUCUAUGCAUGUUGACUGGCAAUUGGAUCUUAACAAAAGGAUGCCGACUGGGUCUGAGUACUUUGUUGAGAUCGGACAUAACGGAAACGGCGAUAUCGAAGCUGCAACUGAUACCACCCAGGGUGCAAGAUCCUGCACUCCUGCUUCUGGCAUUGAGUAUCCAGACCAAGCGGAUGGAAGCCCAGAAUACACAAAGCCGCCAGGGACUGGCACGGAUAUUUGGCCUGCUACCCCCGAGAAAUAUACUUGGAGUCUGGAAUGUGCGGAACUUGAUGAUCUUCAGAAUUGGUUCGCCGAUACUGAUAACCGCGAUUCAUUCGCGCAUAUCUCCCACACCUUUAGUCACGCGGAUCUAACUAAUGCUACUUACAAAGACGCAGCGAAAGAGAUUCAAUUCAACAAAGCUUGGUUGAAGCAAGUCGGUUUCGAAGCUGCGAAGCGAUUCAGUCCUAAAGGAAUUAUCCCCCCGGCUAUCACAGGCCUUCACAACGCCGAUGUUAUCCAGGCAUGGAUGGAGAAUGGCAUUGUAAAUGUUGUUGGUGACAAUACUCGCCCUACGCUGAGGAACACCCAGAAUACCUUUUGGCCUUUGAAAACUACUGUUGCCGGUAAUGGUUAUGAUGGACUCAAUGUCAUGCCUCGAUGGGCAACAGUCAUUUACUACAAUUGCGAUCUGCCAGCAUGCACCCUCCAAGAAUGGAUUGACACUUCUGGAGGCAAGGGAACAUUCAAUGAUCUCAUGAAUGAUGCAAAGAAUACAGCCAUCAGGAAUCUGAUGGGUCUUCACUGGGACGCAUAUAUGUUUCAUCAAGCUAACAUGCGAGUUAAUGAUAUUCCGAACACAAUUAUCAAUGGGAAGAAAGGCCAAUAUUCUUUGCUCAUGACCUGGGUAGAGAUAAUUGCACAAGAGAUGAUGAGGCUCACAACAUGGCCCUUCAAGACCCUCAAGCACGAUGAUCUCACCCAGGCCUUCCUCAAUCGACAGACAAGAGAUCUUUGCCGACCCAGUAUGACUUGGCAAACAUCUGCCAAUGGAGCAAAUAUCGAAAGCGUCAACGUGUACACUGCGGGUGGCAACAAAUGUGGCACUACCAUUCCCAUCACCGUACCUGGUGCUGUCUCUUCAACUACUGGUGCCACCAAGGAACAACUGGGUAGCGAUCCACUCACACUCUGGGUCACUAUGAGCGGCGCAUCCCGCAACUACAAGUUCUCAAAGGCUAUUGCGCUCUAAGUUUAUUCCAUGGAACUAGUUUCUCGUUAUUUUUGGAGUGUUAAUUCCGUCCAGAGGGCUGCGGCCGAAGAGAUAAUCUGCGACCAAAAUUGUCUUAUGAACAAAAAUUGCAUUGACUCUCAAUUUUUAAAUCCCUGUCGCCUGCAAAUCGUCCCAAGAUCAUGGAUAUUUCCUCAUAGCAUAGACAAGACCAUAGCACUCGCUCUGGGCCCAUCGAAGUUCUUGAUCAUUCAAGGGAAGGUGGCAUGAUCUCUCCGGAAGAGCCCUCGAUUUUCUUCAUGGUCUUGGACUUCUUCAAGGGUACGAAUGUACAUAUGUAUUCAUCGCUC